This is a messenger RNA of Cutaneotrichosporon oleaginosum, 1067 nucleotides long. Its product is annotated as 60S ribosomal protein uL30. Gene Ontology annotation, cellular component: cytosolic large ribosomal subunit. The record is from RefSeq and is a predicted model, not a curated record. NCBI's taxonomy places the organism in Eukaryota, Fungi, Basidiomycota, Tremellomycetes, Trichosporonales, Trichosporonaceae. Gene Ontology annotation, molecular function: RNA binding; structural constituent of ribosome. Gene Ontology annotation, biological process: maturation of LSU-rRNA from tricistronic rRNA transcript (SSU-rRNA, 5.8S rRNA, LSU-rRNA).
CAGCAGCAAAGAUGGCUCCCUCCACGACUGUUGCUUCGGCCGAGCAGAUUGCCGUCCCCGAGACGCUUCUUAAGAAGCGCCGCACCAACGAGGCCACCCGCGAGGCCAAGCUCGCUGCCGCGUCGGAGGCCCGCAAGGCCCGCCUCGCCAAGCGCAAGGUCAUCUUCAAGCGCGCCGACGAGUACGUCAAGGAGUACAUUGCCAAGGAGAAGGAGGAGGUCCGCCUUAAGCGCGAGGCCCGCAAGACCGGUGACUACUACGUCCCGGCCCAGCCUAAGGUCUACUUCGCCAUCCGCCUCAAGGGUAUCUCCAAGAUUGCCCCCAAGCCCAAGAAGAUCCUCCAGCUUCUCCGCCUCCUCCAGAUCAACAACGGUGUCUUUGUCCGUGUGACCAAGGCUACCGAGCAGAUGCUCCGCCUUGUUGAGCCCUACAUCGCCUACGGCGAGCCCAACCUCAAGGCUAUCCGCGAGCUUGUCUACAAGCGCGGUUACGCUAAGAUCAACGGCCAGCGCAUCCCCAUCACUGACAACUCGAUCAUUGAGGAGCAGCUCGGCAAGUACGGCAUUGUCUGCAUGGAGGACCUCGUCCACGAGAUUGCCACCUGCGGCCCCAACUUCAAGCAGGCCACCCAGUCGCUUUGGCCCUUCAAGCUCUCCAACCCCACUGGUGGCUUCCGCGAGCGCAAGUUCACCGGCUUCAUCGAGGGCGGUGACACUGGCAACCGCGAGCAGCACAUCUCCAAGCUUAUCCACCAGAUGGUUUAAGCUGUUCCUGGAGCAGUGUUGAGCGCGUCGUGGUAGAGGGCCGGAGGGGUGGUGACGGGGCUGUCCUUCCGUAUUUGCAUGUACCCAUUCCCGAUAUCGACGAUCUUCCCCGAUAUGUGCUGGGUUUGGGUUGUUGUAGCAAGCGAUUGAACAAUCGAUUUAGCUGCAGAAACAGAGAUACACUUGGCAUCUGAGGCACUAGAUACUAAGCAAGAGACAUUAUGGCCAGACGCCAGACAGCCUUAGACCAGACUGCGACGGUUACUACGCCGGGGUGCUGCGUCCGAGACCAGCGAGUUGCGG